AUGGCCAUCGCUCUGGGCUGGCUCUUCCUGAUCUCCCUGGCCGGUGGAUCCCUGGCACAGUGGCCUCCUCAGCUGGUGGCUCCAACUGUUGGCCUGCUACCCCAGCCUCCACUUCCGGCUGCCACCUUGGCUCCACCGCCUACUUUAUCCCAGGACCUGGAUGAAAUCCAGAGGUUGAUCCAAUUCAAACCAUUAAACCAGCUACUAUUGCGCUACCUAAUCAACGAUGCCCAGUUCCAAUCCUUUGUGCGAAUUAUCAACAGCAAUGCCGGAUUCACGGCCCGCUGGCGUUUUCUUUCCCAGCCGGAACUCAUCCUCUUCCUGCAGUGGGUGGACCAGCAGCUUCUGGCCUCGGGCGGCUCCUUUGAGCUGGAGGAGCAGAGGCUGAAAGUGAGUCUGCUGAAUCAAUUCCCCUACUGGUCCGGAACGGUCUUCGGUUGGCCAGGGUUCCUCAACGAGGUGCAGCUCUACCUUCCACUGUAUGCCAUACGUGCGCACAUCGAUGCCAAGGUUCUGCAGCAGGGAAUUUUUGCACAGUUCUGGUUAAGACUACAGGGAUUGAGAGUCGUCUAUGAUCGAUGGUUGACUUCGAUGGAAACUGCCCAGGUUUUGGCCGAUCUUCAGAAAGCGGGAAUCGAUACGGUCCAGUUGGAUGGCAUUAUCCGGGAGCUGUUCGGUUGGAAUGCCGUAAAUGAAACCUCCACAGCUGCUCCUGUAACCCCAGUUGCCCCCACCGUAAUCCCGGGAGCAGUUUUGCCUCCAGUUAACUCUGUACCUGUGGUUGUCUAGGUUGCCAAUAUGCAGGGAUGGAAAAGUUAUCCAUUCUUAGGUAGGAUUGAAAAAAUGUACCUACUAGGUAAUAUAAAGGGUGUGAAUACCCGAAGAAUGCUAAAA
This is a messenger RNA of Drosophila rhopaloa, 894 nucleotides long. RefSeq lists its product as uncharacterized. The record is from RefSeq and is a predicted model, not a curated record. Lineage: Eukaryota; Metazoa; Arthropoda; Insecta; Diptera; Drosophilidae. The coding region runs from base 1 to 789 and encodes 262 amino acids. The transcript has a single exon.